Molecule: messenger RNA, 1713 nt
Organism: Microsporum canis CBS 113480
Lineage: Eukaryota; Fungi; Ascomycota; Eurotiomycetes; Onygenales; Arthrodermataceae
Product: threonine dehydratase
Exons: 3
Coding region: 1-1713 (570 amino acids)
Biological process (GO): L-threonine catabolic process
Molecular function (GO): threonine deaminase activity; pyridoxal phosphate binding
Source: RefSeq, a predicted model, not a curated record
AUGGACGACCCGGUUCCGAACGGUGCUACGACACCUACACGGCUCAACACCCUCUCGUUGACCGAGUACACGGCAACGCCUUCUCCUCCGUCCAAGGCAGAUGGAUGCCCUCCCGAGUGGGAUAUCCCUGAGGGCUUCCUGCUUCCCAACGGAUACCCAGAUUAUAUCCGGCUUAUCCUGACAUCUCGGGUGUAUGAUGUGAUCCAAGAAACGCCUCUCACACAUGCCGUCAAUCUCAGCAAUCGGUUAGAGUGCAAGGUCAUGCUGAAGCGGGAGGACCUCCUGCCUGUCUUUAGCUUCAAGCUUCGGGGUGCCUAUAAUAAGAUGGCGCAUUUAAAGGGAGAGAAAAGGUGGAAGGGUGUCAUUGCCUGCUCUGCCGGUGAGACCAGCACUGCGUUCUCUGGGAAAGCCCCGUUAAGUCUUGCCGGCGUUGCUUACUCUGCACGCCAAUUGAGGAUCCCAGCGACCAUCGUCAUGCCUUCGGGCACCCCGGCGAUUAAGCAUAAGAAUGUCUCGCGGCUGGGUGGAACGGUGAUACUGCAUGGACAGGAUUUUGAUGCCGCAAAGGAAGAGGCACAGAGACUCGAGAAGCUCCAUCAUCUGACAAACAUUCCACCGUUCGAUGAUCCGUAUGUCAUUGCUGGACAAGGUACAUGCGGCAUGGAGCUGCUGAGGCAAGCAAAUCUACAGAACCUGGAAGCCGUCUUUUGCUGCGUUGGAGGAGGUGGCCUGAUCGCUGGUGUUGGAGCUUACAUCAAGCGCAUUGCUCCUCACGUUAAAGUCAUUGGAGUAGAAGCUGGCGAUGCCAAUGCCAUGGCUCAAUCCCUAAAGUCUGGAACCCGCAUCAAAUUAAAGGAGGUCGGCCUCUUUGCCGACGGUGCUGCUGUACGGGCAGUUGGCAAGGAGACCUUCCGGCUCUGCCGCGAGGUGGUGGACGAAGUCAUCGAGGUGUCUACCGAUGAGACCUGCGCGGCGAUUAAAGAUAUAUUCGAAGACACCAGGUCCGUCGUGGAGCCGGCCGGAGCCCUGGCACUAGCCGGCCUGAAGAAAUAUAUAUCAAAAUACCCGUCAAAGAAUACCAACCGAGAACUGGUGGCCGUUGCAUCCGGAGCAAACAUGAACUUUGACCGGCUUCGAUUUGUAGCGGAACGUGCCGGGCUAGGAGAAAAGAAGGAAGCCCUGCUGCGUGUUUCGAUCCCUGAGCAACCAGGUGCGUUCUCGAAGCUCAUAGACAUCAUCAUGCCACACUCCGUGACAGAGUUCAGCUAUCGAUGUUCCGGUAAGGAAUAUGCCGAUAUCUUCAUGGGAAUAUCACUGUCCACCUCGUCAGACGCCCAUGACCUGCAGGCCUUGAGCUCCCAGCUCCAAAAGGGAGGCAUGGAGGCAUCAGACUUGAGCAACGACGAGCUUGCAAAGACUCAUCUUCGAUAUCUCGUUGGUGGCAGAACGAAUACUCCUGAUGAACGGCUCUUCAUGUUCGAAUUCCCAGAACGGCCAGGUGCUUUGGAAAAGUUCCUUACUACCCUCCGUCCAAACCAGAAUAUAACCCUCUUCCAUUAUCGCAAUUACGGUGGAGAUGUUGCUAAAGUCCUGGCUGGUAUUCAGUGCCCACCUAGUGAGAGACAAUCACUGAGCGCGUUCCUCGAUGAUCUUGGCUAUCCUGUCACCGAGUGCACGGAUUCUCCAGUAUAUCAAAUGUUUCUAAGGCAAUAA